CGAGGCCUAAAGCUAGGGCUCUUGGCUGGGAUGAAGCGGCGCGGAGGAGGAGCGUGAUCGAUCGCGAUGGCGUCGAUCCUUGCAUCAGCGAGGGUAAUAUCCCUUCCGGAUCGUCGGCAGCGGCGCAGGAUCGGCGCGCUUGCGUCCUGUGAUUGAUCCCAGGGUUGACAACAAGGUGCUGCCACUGUUGCGGUGGAAGAAUCGGUCACAUAUGCGGCACUGCCGUGUUGAUCUUCAACGGUAACUGUUCCAUGGCUGAUCUUUGAUCUUUGGCUCUACGCAGCGGCGGCAUUGCCUAGGGGCAUUCUUGGCUGAAUGUGUCAUCCCUUGGCCGCGACGAGGAUCGAUCGCCCCGACGGGCAGCGCUGCCGCUGAGAAAUAUUUUUGUUUCCCUGGCUAAAGAUCCUCCGGAUUCGUCUCCGCCCGUCCAGCCCAGGCUCCCUCGAUCCGGGAUGAGCGUUCUUGGGCGAUGAUGAUUCAGGUUCUCUAGGCAAUUCGGCGUCCUCGACCGGGAAGCGCUCGCUAUGGCUAUGGAUUCGGACAGAUGGUCGGAGGGGGAGCCUGGGGGCAGCAUGAGAUCAAGAACAUGGUCAAGUAUGAGAAGCAGGGAGGAGGGGCUCGUGUCCGUGGACGAAGUUGAGUCCCCAUUUCCAGGCCUCGAAGUGGAUUUGUCUGCCAGUGAUCUUCGAGAGACUGCCUAUGAAGUACUCGUAUGUGCGACUGUGGUGAACGAGGCCAUUAGUGCUGCUGCUGGUUCGAAGUCACCUGGAUCGCCACACUCGCCCGCUCACUUCGCGGUGCGCCGCCUCAAAAAGGCACUGACAAUCAAAUCGAGAAGAAGAGGAGGGGUGGAUUCGCAUUCCAGGGACCUCGACAUCGCAAGGUCCCAAAUGGAGAUCUCCGAGCGCAGGGAUGGACGCAUCAGGAAGGCACUCUCGAGAGCGGCUGAGCAUUCGGGAAAUCGUCUUGAAGCUCUGCUGGUUCCUCUGGAGCUCCUGGCCAACCUCAGCUCCUCCGAUUUUUCAAACUCCCAAGAGUACCGAAAGUGGCAGAAGCGUCAGCUGACGGUGCUUGAGGCUGGUCUUUUGGUUUAUCCGGCUAGAGUUCACGAGAGCUCUGAUGCUUUCGCAGCGCAGUUUCGAAAGGCGGUGUCUGACAUUAGAGAUAGACAGUCCAGAGGCUCAAAGCUCAAGGAAGGUAUACAGGCUUUGCGAGCGGCAUCUACGGGGUUGGCAGAGGGUGAUGAAUGCCACUGGGCGAGUGGUUUUCCACUCAACGUUCACCUCUACGAUAUGCUACUCAGAUCUCUGUUCGACAGCUUGGAAGAAGGCUCCUUUAUUUUUGAGAUCGACCAGAUGAUGGACCUGGUAAAGAAGACUUGGGGAAUUCUGGGGAUUACAGAGUUUUUGCACCAUGUGUGCUUCAUGUGGGUUCUCUUCCGGCAGUUCAUUCUAACGGGUCAGGUGGAAGCCGAGCUGCUGAGAACAGCAGAGGUGGAGUUGAGAGAGGCCAGGAGAUCUCAUCCCGGAGAGCCGUCCUUGCAAUCGGAUCUUCUUUCGUCGGUACUCACAAGCAUACAGGGGUGGUCCGAGAUGAGGCUACUUUCCUAUCACGUACACUUUACAAAGAAGGAAGUGAGGGCGAUGGACGGUUUGGCGUCACUCUCUAUUCUCGUGGACGAAGUGCUUAAUGAGCACGUUCUACAGGAAGCCGGAGAGAUCAAUAGCCAUAUAGCAAGACUUCGAUCAGAUGAAUAUAUCCAAGGAUCUGUACAAGCAUGCUUCACUCAUGUGUACAAUAAUGUGCUGGGCGAAUGUGGCCAAGUUUGCUCUACUGCACUAGUCGAGCUCGCAAAGAAUGUAGCUCAGCUUGCUUCGGAUGAAGAGGAGAACUUCUCGCCUAUAUUUAAGCAGUGGCAUCCGUGUCCAGCAAGGCUGGCCGCGUCUACAUUGCACACUUGCUAUACCCGAGAGCUAAAGUAUUUCAUGUCGAAGUCUACUGAGCCGACGAAGGAUGUGCUGCGAGCUCUGGAAUCGGCCGCCAUGCUGGAGAAGAAACUAAUGCGGAUGUGCUCGGAAAGCAGCUUGAAUUCUGGCGAGUUCACUCACGGUAGCUCAAUUGCUGCAGAUGCGGCAAUUGACAAGCUGGUAAGUGACUGGCUCGAGGAGAAUCUACAAAAGCUAGCGGAAUGGGUGCACCGGAAUGUCCAGCAAGAGGAUUGGAGUUCCGACGCUUUGCGAGAACACUAUGCGAUGUCUGGAGUGGAAGUAUUACGAAUGGUGGAGGACUUACUAGACGCAUUUUUUGCGCUUCCAGUAUAUGAGAACCCGAACUUUCUUCGGAAUCUUAUCUCUGGAGUAAGCUCGGUUCUGGAGCGCUACGCAUUUUUAACAGUGGCCGGAUGCGAGCCAAAGGAGGUUAAUUUAUUCUCGGAACGGAAAAUCCUGACGCCGUCGCUCCUCAAGUCAUCGUCGCUACUCAACAGAGUCGGCGAAGUUUGGAAGAAGAGAUCGGAGACACUGACACUGUACAGGAACAAAGUUUGGCCGCAGCUAAACGAGGCUGAUGCGGGUGACGACAUCGCCGCGACAGAUGUGGAGCACCUGUGCGUGCGCAUGAACACGCUUUACUACAUCGAGACACAGAUGGAGUUCCUGGAGAAGAAGAUCCGCUACGGGUGGCAGGAGCUGACAAGCGGCACCAAACUAGAAGCAAACGAAGACGUCAAGUUCUCGGGGGCCCGGCACUACUGUCAAAACGGCAUCCAGAAGCUCUGCGAGUUCAUCGCGUACCAGACGGUCUUUUGCGACAUGCGAGACAAGCACUGGGAGGUGAUGUACAGCAGCAAGCACUACAGGAUCAAGCCGGCCAUCGACUAUCUCAACACGCAGCUCUUGAAGGUGGCGGAGUCGAGCUCCGACUGGCUCCGGGACCGGCUAGUCAAGCACAUCAUGAAGUCCUCGUUUGAGGCGUUCGUCCAGGUGGUCUCGCACCAGAGCAAGCUCCACGCGGUGGAAGCUCCCGAGGUGGAGAUGUACGAGGAAGAGUUUGGCUACCUGGUGGAACUGUUCAAGGCCGGAGGAGAGGGCCUGCAGGACGACCUCGUGGACAGGACCGCGGAGCCAGUGCUGGAUUUCCUCAAGCUACUGCUCAUCAAGCCGGCAAAGCAAGAGCAAAUCGAGGCGGACGAAGAAGAGAGCAGGGACUCGUCGUCAUCGCCGAGCAGCGGUGGAGGCUUUAAGGCGGUGGUGGAUUUCGAGGCCAAUCUCCGGGUGAUGUUCACAAAGUCGUCCAAGUCGCCGCCGGUGCCGCAGGGUCUCCAGCACUUGACGAACACGAAUGUGCUCGCCACCGCGCUGGGCUAUCGCUGCCAUUCCAUGGCCUCGAAGUUCGUCAAGAAGUCCUUUGAUUUCUCCAAGGUUUGAGGAGAGCUGAGCUCGUUCUACAAAGAUUCAACGACAACGAGAUCGAUAGGAAGACAAAAGGAAGGAGAAAAAAAGAGAGGGAGGGAGAGAGAGAGAAGCUAGCAUUAAAGACCAGUGGUCUACUUGCCGACUAAAAACUGGUUGGAAGAAUCGAGGCAGUGGUCUUGUAUUGAAUUUCACAAGAACAAAACCAUCCCGCUCGUUGACUGGCCCAGUA
Selaginella moellendorffii is the source of this 3642-nucleotide messenger RNA. RefSeq lists its product as uncharacterized. The transcript is spliced from 5 exons. The coding region runs from base 525 to 3425 and encodes 966 amino acids. Lineage: Eukaryota; Viridiplantae; Streptophyta; Lycopodiopsida; Selaginellales; Selaginellaceae. The record is from RefSeq and is a predicted model, not a curated record.